This is a messenger RNA of Rhagoletis zephyria (snowberry fruit fly), 885 nucleotides long. The record is from RefSeq and is a predicted model, not a curated record. Lineage: Eukaryota; Metazoa; Arthropoda; Insecta; Diptera; Tephritidae.
AUGGGCAACGUGCUGGCCACCUCUGCGCCUUCGCCGCCACUACCUGGCGGACAGUCCUUUUCGCAGUUUCUGCCACCGGAGAACCCGUCCGGCGGCGAUGCAUCGCCGAAAGAUGCACUCAGCUCGCAACCAGAGACCAAUCCCGGAACAAUGGAGGAACUGCAUCGAAAGUGCAAAGACAUUUUCCCUAUGCCUUUUGACGGCGCCAAGGUUGUGAUAAACAAGAUGCUUAGCAAUCACUUUCAAAUAAGCCACAACAUCAUCAUGAGCGGCGGCAUCAAUCCGCCCGGAUACCGCUUCGGCGCUACCUACAUCGGCACACGCCAGCUGUCACCCAGCGAAGCGUACCCAAUCUUCUUCGGCGAAAUUGAUCCCACGGGCAAUGUCAGCUCGCGCAUCAUUCAUCAGCUGGGCGAGCGCACCAAGGUGCAGGUGACGGCACAGUUCCAGAACAGCAAGUGCGUCAUGGGACAGCUCACCACCGACUACAACGGCCCCUUCUACACUGGAUCUCUGGUGCUGGGCAAUGUUGACCCCAUCAACGCCUCAGGCAUCGCCGUCGCUAGCUACCUUCAGAAUGUCACUAAAAGCCUUUCCCUCGGUGCCGAGCUGGUCACGCAGUACAACUCACCGCAGGUCAACUCCGUCCUCUCCAUUGCCGGUCGCUACACCUCGCCCAGCGACUUCAUUGUCAGCGGCACCUUGAACAAGUCGGGCGUUCAGCUGUGCUACUACCAGAAGAAAAAUGAAAAUCUUCAGCACACCGUUGCUCUUGGAAAACCUUUACACACAAAACCGCCAAAUGAACCAUUUAAAUGCACAAUAAUACUAAACUUUGAUUCUGUGGUCACUGAAGCAAGUAAUCAACAACAGCAACAAACAUGA